CACAAGUGGCGCUUUAUCCACCCUGUCCCGCUUUGGGUAAGAGGAAACCCCUAACUGCCCCUGCUCGGCCAGCGUCACCCUCUUUUUCCUCCCGCUGCAUUUUCGCUCCCACCCGACGGACCUGAAAUGGCAGCAUCCUCGCCGCAGAAACCACGCGGGCCGCGUCCAACGCUGGCUCUUGCGUUGCUUCUCAUCGCCUCGCUGCUGAACGCGGGGCUCGCGGCGGGGGAUGACGCGCAGCACGUUGUCAUGCCGACGUUGCCAACACCAACGGUGCCGACGACUCCGCAAGGAGACACGGGUGCGAUUACGUCGAACGCUGCUGAGGGAGAUGAGACGGUGGCCCCAACCGACGCCCCCCUUUCCAAUACGACCGAAGAGCCCAAAGCAGCAUCGGCGACGGCAACGGAAGCGGCCGGAACCAGAAACACAGAACCGGUCACAGUCAAGGAUCAUGCCAAGACCUCGGCGCCCCCCCUGCCCGCCAGGGGCGACGGCCCCAACAACAUUCCGCGGCUGGCGCCACAGGUUGACGUCGUAUGCGUCAGCAAAGAGGCCGUCAAGGACAAGAACGCAGUCAAUCUGAAGCUGAAGGCCUCCUCCACCUGUAAAGACACCAAAGAGAAGAUCGGAAGUGUUCUGCAGGAGCUGUGCGGCGAUGGCUGUAAGCUUGAUAUCUACCAAGAGGACGACUCCGACCAAAUCAUUGUGUCGGGAAAAUACGUUGAAGAGGAUGUUGCCGGCAUGGCUGACAGGUUCAACAACGACAACAUCAAAGAUAAGACCGACGUGCAGGAGGCCGUGCCGCGCUGGGGGAGGGAGGAAGAAGGGGGGAAGAACUCUAAGCUGGUGCUGGUUUCCUUGCUGCUGACCGGCCUGUUGCUGGCUGCCCUGCUGGUGGCCGGUUAUUACUUCAAGACCCACCGCAGGACCUCCAAGGGCAUCAGACUGGCCGAAUCCUUCCAGGUGGACGAGGAGAACCAGGCCAACACGCUGGUGUCCGUGGCUCCUUUACCCCAAGAGCCCCACGACAAGCCCACCGCCAUCGGGGAGACCCCUCCGGAGAACGGGACCAGCGCCGCCCCCGCCACCAACGGACACUCUGCCACCCAGACGCCAGUGGCCGACACGGAGAUGUAAGCCGUAACCGCCCCGCCCGCCCACCCCCUUUUCUCCUUCUGACCUCCCGUUUUCACCAAUCAACCCCCCUCCCCCCCGGGUCACACUACCCAGAAGGCCCCUCUGCUUCCUCAGAGACAAACGGAGACCAAUUCGACACGAAGCCUCCACAUACCCCCGCCCUUCACCCCCCCCCCCCACCUCUCUGGACGACGAUGACGAUAAUGACAAUGCCUGUAAUGUGAAUAACUUGGGAUCGCUGGCCUUUGCUGGUGCCCACCAGAAGCACGCCGUGUUUGGGACCGACACUGCUGACCGGGAUUUGUGAGCCUCCACUUCAGUCCGGUUGUAACAAUCAUUGUGCACGAAAUCGCGCCAAAUGUGGUGCUGUGGAUUUCUGGAGCGGCAGCAGCAAAUGAUCCAUCUGUAUCCAAAGUUGGGAGCAGAGCAGCGAUGGGACUGACGUUGCUAUUGGUCACUAUUUGAUUUGUGAAAUGUUUGUUUUUGCCUGACCUUUGCCUGAAUUGGGAGACGGGUAGACACGAAGCGAACAACAUAAAUCAUAUUUUCGAUUAAAAAAAAUUGCCAAACUGUAAUAAAAAAAAAAAAUGCAAUGUUAAAAAAAAAAAAAAUAA
Molecule: messenger RNA, 1754 nt
Organism: Gasterosteus aculeatus aculeatus (three-spined stickleback)
Lineage: Eukaryota; Metazoa; Chordata; Actinopteri; Perciformes; Gasterosteidae
Product: hematopoietic progenitor cell antigen CD34
Biological process (GO): cell adhesion
Cellular component (GO): membrane
Source: RefSeq, a predicted model, not a curated record